Molecule: messenger RNA, 394 nt
Organism: Clarias gariepinus (North African catfish)
Lineage: Eukaryota; Metazoa; Chordata; Actinopteri; Siluriformes; Clariidae
Product: heat shock protein beta-7-like
Exons: 4
Coding region: 75-323 (82 amino acids)
Cellular component (GO): nucleus; cytoplasm
Source: RefSeq, a predicted model, not a curated record
UGAAGCAACUGGACAGCUUUUUUGAUUUUUAGUCUAUUUAAUUUUUUGGUCUAUUCAUUCUUUCCAUAAACAUCAUGACAAGCAAAGACACAAAGGGGACAGUAGAUGCUGUAGGAGACAUGUACACAUUUACAGCGGAUCUAAGUAGGUUCUCACCAGAGCAAGUAAUCGUCACCUCCUCAAAUAAUCUCAUCCAUGUUUCUGCUGAGAAGUUGGAGUCAGACGGGACAAUCGUGGACACGUUUUCACACAAAUGCCAGUUUCCAGCAGAUGCAGACCCCAUAUCUGUGACCUCGUCCUUGGGUAAGAUGGUACUGACGUGAAGGCAUGCAUACAGUCCUGGUGCCACAGGUUUUCUGCCAAGGCAUUUAAAAGAGGUGCAAUUUCACCAAAG